AUGUAUGACUCCAGCCUUCGACACGGCAGGCGUUGGUACUUGACCUUGACUCAUCACCGGCGGAGGGGCACUUGCACCUCAUCCGGCCUCUGUGACGUUAUUGGAUGGCAUCAUUGUCCGCUUGCCCCUCUUACCCUCUCACUACGAAAUGUACAGAGUGGCUCGGGCAUUCAGUUUCUGGUCCAUGCUUCAUCUGGAUAUGCGUAUCGGGCUCAUCCUCCACUCAGAUCCUGA
Protopolystoma xenopodis is the source of this 234-nucleotide messenger RNA. The record is from the annotation of a GenBank genome assembly. NCBI's taxonomy places the organism in Eukaryota, Metazoa, Platyhelminthes, Monogenea, Polystomatidea, Polystomatidae.